CUUUGUAACAGGCGUGAUUGUAGAACGGACAGCGGAACGGAGCCAUCUCUCUCCGUCAGACACAAAAGCUUUUUCGCCAAUUCCAAACUUCCAGAGGCUACCAUCUUCGGAACCACUUACUUCUGGCUGCGUGAGUUCGGCUCUUUCAGAACGAAGUCUUUCGAGUUCGGAGUCAGUCGGAAGAUGUUAACCCAUUGGGAGCAGUAUUUACGAAGAAUUUUCACUGUAGAGAUUGACGGAACGAAUGUCAGGCGAAGGAAGUACAACCGCGGUAGACGUGUGCGUAGAAAGGAAUGGCUGUUCGGUGGCAUUGGAAGAGGGAGUGGUCGAGCCUUCAUGGUGCUUGUGAAACUUCAUUCGACCGGGAACUACCAUCAUGUCGGACUCAUGGAGAGCGUACUCACAGCUGUCGCGACUGCCAGCCGGCUACAGGCACCGGACAGUUACAUGCUCCAUUUCGUCGAUCCACUAACUGGGGCACACACCCAAAAUAUCGAAUCCUUGCGACAGAAGUUCAAGAUGAUUCCCAAGAAAAAGUUCGGAUUGAACACCAAGCGGUACUCUGACUACACCAAAGAGUUCCUAUGGCGUCGAAAAUUUGGAAAACUCAGUAAAAUCAUCUUCAACUUCUUUAAACAUGUCACGCGGUUAUAUCCCUGCUAA
Molecule: messenger RNA, 663 nt
Organism: Cooperia oncophora
Lineage: Eukaryota; Metazoa; Nematoda; Chromadorea; Rhabditida; Trichostrongylidae
Source: the annotation of a GenBank genome assembly